AUGUGUAAAUGUUUACAGGAAAAGAGAAUCUUCCAAAUCCCGUGGAUGCAUGCUGCGCGCCAUGGCUGGGACUUGGAGAAAGAUGCACCGCUCUUCAUGAAAUGGGCCAUACACACAGGUAAAUACCAGCCAGAGGUAGACCGUCCGGAUCCAAAGACAUGGAAGGCGAAUUUCCGCUGUGCCAUGAACAGUCUGCCAGACAUUGAGGAAGUGAAGGAUAAAAGCAUCAAAAAGGGAACUAACGCCUUCAGAGUAUAUAAGAUGCUCUCCUCCGCAGAGAGAAGUAUGAAGAAAGGAAAGAAGAAGUCUGACAAAGAGGGGAGGCCCAAGGAAAAUAAAGAGGCAGCUUCUCCGUUUCCAGACAAAAUUGUUCUCCAAGCUGAUGCUGGACCUAUUGACUAUUCCAAACAGGAAGAGGUCAAGCAGGAACCCAUAGAGUCAACAGUGAUGGACAGUGCCUCAGCCAUUAACAGCUCAGUCGAAGACCACGUGAUCACGAGCGAGCAGCUGCCAUUUGUCUGUCAGACAAUUGAAGUAACCACUGAGAAUGAGGAGCAAACUGUUAGCUCCUCCCACUCGUACCCGCUCCAAAUCUCCCCUGUUUCUUCAUGCUGCGGCAGUGACACAGACAGUGACACAGAAGAUACUAAAGAGGGUAUCAGUGCAGUCUGGAAGCGGGACUACAGCACAUCAGUCCUCAGAGUUCCCACAUGUUCUCUGCCCGGCAUGGACACUUUUGUCAACGCAAACAAGCCCAACUUCAGAGUCACCAGCAUGCGAGACCCAGACCCUCUCAUCAGCUACCACACAGACGGCUGGACGUCGGAGACCAGCCACACCCAUGAGAUGCGCGCAAGUGUCAUAAUGAAAACCUCCGACGUUACCUCUUCCUGA
Molecule: messenger RNA, 894 nt
Organism: Paralichthys olivaceus (Japanese flounder)
Lineage: Eukaryota; Metazoa; Chordata; Actinopteri; Pleuronectiformes; Paralichthyidae
Source: RefSeq, a predicted model, not a curated record